AAGAAAAAAGAGAAGUGCCAACAGAAGCCCAUCUAAAAGGCAUGGCGUCUGUUUUCUCACAACAUUCUUUGCCCCUGCGACCUUCCAUCUCCCACUGGACAGCUUCAUCGUACAAGAAAGAUCCACGAAAUCCGAACCCUGUUACUAAUUUACUUGUUCUGGUACGAGGCAGAGCUUCUGAGGUUCCUAAUUCGGUUUCUUCAGGCACAAAACAUAAUGUGCUUUGUUGCAAGAACAGUGAAGAACAACAUCAAAACCAAGAGCCAUGUUUUCGGGUUCAAGAACGAUGCGGUGCUAAAAGAAGAGAGUUUGUGCUUCAGACAACAGUUACUGCAUUUUCUUUUCCAGCGAUCAUUUCGCAUGCAUUGACUGAGAGCGAUGUACCGGAGAAUUUUCGCGUUUUUACGGACGAUGUGAACAAGUUCAAGAUACUGAUUCCCCAAGAUUGGCAAGUAGGUGCAGGAGAGCCUAAUGGUUUUAAAUCAAUUACUGCUUUCUACCCGGAGGAGACCUCCAAUUCAAAUGUCAGCGUCGUAAUUACGGGUCUUGGAGCAGAUUUUACCCAGAUGGAAUCUUUGGGCAAAGUCGAUGCUUUUGCUGAGACUCUGGUUAAUGGAUUGGAUAGAAGCUGGCAAAGGCCUCCAGGUGUGGCUGCAAAACUCAUAGACUGUAAAGCUGCAAAUGGUAUAUAUUACAUUGAAUAUUCACUACAAAAUCCUGGCGAAAGUCGGAGACAUUUGUUUACAGCUAUUGGGAUGGCAUCCAAUGGCUGGUACAACAGACUAUACACUGUGACAGGACAGUUCUUGGAGGAAGAAACAGAGAAAUACAGCUCCACAAUUGAGAAGGCAGUAGGAUCCUUCAGGUUCAUUUGAAAAGAUAUGUGCCAGAACGAACAGUUUUGGUUCUAAGUUCUGGCUCCCUGGCUUUGUAUAUCAAACAUGUCAACACCAAAUUAUAUAUAUAUAUAUAUAUAUAUAUAUAUUUAAUUGGUAACAGUGAAUGAUGUUGACU
Juglans regia (Persian walnut) is the source of this 1014-nucleotide messenger RNA. RefSeq names its product psbP domain-containing protein 3, chloroplastic. The coding region runs from base 42 to 875 and encodes 277 amino acids. Gene Ontology annotation, molecular function: calcium ion binding. NCBI's taxonomy places the organism in Eukaryota, Viridiplantae, Streptophyta, Magnoliopsida, Fagales, Juglandaceae. The record is from RefSeq and is a predicted model, not a curated record. The transcript is spliced from 9 exons. Gene Ontology annotation, biological process: photosynthesis. Gene Ontology annotation, cellular component: photosystem II oxygen evolving complex; extrinsic component of membrane; photosystem II.